Talaromyces stipitatus ATCC 10500 is the source of this 753-nucleotide messenger RNA. Its product is annotated as ankyrin repeat-containing protein, putative. The transcript has 2 exons. Lineage: Eukaryota; Fungi; Ascomycota; Eurotiomycetes; Eurotiales; Trichocomaceae. Bases 1 to 753 code for a protein of 250 amino acids. Gene Ontology annotation, molecular function: protein binding. The record is from RefSeq and is a predicted model, not a curated record.
AUGACUGAAAUAUGUGUCAAAUAUCUUCUUAUGAACGAGCUGGUCAUUGAUGAUGAAAGGCCUGUAGGAAGCUUAUUAAAUUAUUCUGCCGAACAUUGGGUAGAUCAUUUUCGAGAUGUACUCUCCCCGAAAAGCGGACUAUUGGACUUGGCGGAAAUGCCGUAUUAUAAAGACCCGAAGAUGAAUGCACUGCACUUAGCUGCUUUCAAUGGCCAUGAGGAGAUCUUGUUACGGGUUGCUUUGAAUAAGAAAGAGGCAAUUGACCAAACCGAUAACUCAGCAACAAGUGCACUACAAUGGGCGUGUCUUCGUGGGCAUUCUCGGAUUGUGGAGCGACUGAUAAAGAAGGGAGCCAAUAUCAAUGCUCAGGGUGGAUAUUAUAGUAAUGCUGUACAGGCUGCUUCUACAAAAGGACAUCUGAAGAUUGUACAACAUUUGCUUGAAAACGGAGCUGAUAUUAAUGCUCAAGGUGGAGCCUAUGGCAAUUCUUUGCAGGCUGCCUGCGCAGGAGGACAUAUUCAGAUUGUACAGCAUUUGUUCGAAAACGGAGCUGAUAUCAAUGCUCAAGGUGGAAUUUAUGGCUAUGCACUCUAUGCCGCAUCUGCAAAAGGGUACCUUAAGAUUGUACAGCAACUGCUAGACAAGGGUGCUAAUAUCAAUUCUGAGGAUAGAUAUUAUAGACAUGCCCUUCAUUCAGCAUCUGUGGGGGAGUACCUGGAGAUUGUACAGCUACUGAUGGGUAAGGGGCCAUAA